CCUAUCCUUUUGCGUACCUCGGUGGGCUCACAUCAGAACCGGUGCCAAAGCAGAGCGGGCCAAAGCGAGCCCACAAUUGCUUGUACGACCAGAUCUCGCUAGGCCUCGCUGCUGCGUGCAAGGAUACAAGCAUUGCCUGCAUGAACCGAUUUUGGCGUCCAUCAUUAGUUCAUAAAGGGAUGGCACAAGCGAAGGUCACAUCUCAGCCGCUAGCCAAGACUCCGGCAGGCAAAGAGAACAUCUACCUGGGCAGUUACUAGUUGCGUUUACGCACAAUCCUCUCUCAUAGCAAACACUCGUGCUUCUACACACGUCCAAGCGUCCGUCAGCCCAACUACAUCUCACGCCGUAAUUGCGUAUGUCUAUCAAAGGCGACUCGUCCUUGCCAGAUUACACUCAAAGGAUGACCGGCGACACGCCAGCUGUUCAGCUGCAAGUCCUCGCCGCCUCCGACGGAAAACCCACCACCGCGCCAUUCACCGCCUCGUCUGAAGACCCACCGAGCGCAGACCAUUCCUCCUCUGAAGCACUCGGUCAUAAAGUCGUCCUUUCCACCGGCAGGACCGUUAUUGUGGUCACGCAGCUGGUCGGCGUGCAGCUCUUCACCAGCUUCUGCAAUGGUAUUGUCGUCAUCGGUCUGCCCGCCAUCAGCACGGCCUUGCACAUCGAAGCUGGUCUCCUUCUCUGGCCGACUUCUGUCUUCUAUUUGACUGCUGGAUCAUGUCUAAUGCUGGCUGGCUCCAUUGCUGAUGUUAUUGGCAACCGAAUCACCAUCUUAGCUGCAAAUGUUUUGUUGGUUGCAACUGCCAUCGGCUGUGGCCUUUCUAAGACGGGAGGCGCGCUUAUAGCCUUUCGCGCCCUCCAAGGUGUUGUGAACGCUAUGGUUGUUCCUGCUUCUGUGUCAAUCGUUUCAACGAGUGUUGAAUUUGGAAGACCCCGCAACCUCUCCUUUGCCUGUCUAGGAUUCUCUGGGCCCCUUGGCUUCCUGCUAGGCUUAGUACUUGGUGGUGUUAUGAUAGACCUGGUGGGCUUCCCGCCAGCGUUCUAUCUCGCUGCUGGUGUGAGUUUCGUCUUGGGAGUGUGUGGUCUGUGGGUGCUGCCAGCAGAUUCACAGACCAAGGUAUCGUGGAACACGCUGGGCAAGCGACUUGUCUACGACCUAGAUUGGGUUGGCACCCUGAUUGCCAGUGCCGGACUAGCAAUAGUGUCCUACGUCUUGGCGAUGCUAUCGGCCGACAUUCACAAUAUCCGCAAAGCUCCUCAAAUAGUGUUGCUCGUCAUUGGACUUCUCUUGGCACCAGCCUUUGCCUAUUGGAUGCACUUUCGGGUAAAGCACAAUCGCCCUGCGCUGAUUCCAAACCACCUCUGGCGGAACACCACAUUUACAAGUAUCUGCAUCAUGAUUCUUUUUAUAAGUGCUGUUAGUAAUAGCAUGGAGCUGUAUAGCAGUUUGUUUUUCCAACAGGUUCAAGGCACCUCAGCCUUAGGUGCGUCGCUGCGUAUCCUUCCAGCCCUUGUGACUGCCGUCCUUAUCAACGUGUCAACCGGUUUCUUCGUUGAUCGCAUGCCAGUCGUCUUAGUGGUACUUGUCGCUGCAACUCUAUCUGCCAUAUCGCCGCUACUUAUGGCUGUCGUCGACCCCGACUGGCCCUACUGGUACAUGGCCUUUAUUGCACAGGUCCUCCAGCCCAUAUGCCCUGAUGUACUAUUUACGGUCGGAGUACUGAUCACCUCGGCCGUCUUCCCGGCGAAGACACAGGCUCUCGGUGGAGCAGUGUUUAAUACUUGCUCUCAACUUGGUACUUCAAUUGGAUUGACUAUCACAGCAGUCAUUUCGGAUUCUAUGACAGCCAAAUCAGGUUACACGGACAAUUCAUCCCCAGCAGCGCUCCUGGAAGGCUAUCGCGCGACCUUCUGGGCAUUGUUUGCAUGGACUGUCGUUGUCGUCCUCGUGGGCGCCGGUGGUCUACGAAAACUGGGGAAACUUGGUAAGAAGCAGGAGUAA
This is a messenger RNA of Dothidotthia symphoricarpi CBS 119687, 2005 nucleotides long. Its product is annotated as MFS general substrate transporter. Bases 359 to 2005 code for a protein of 548 amino acids. The record is from RefSeq and is a predicted model, not a curated record. Gene Ontology annotation, cellular component: membrane. The transcript has 4 exons. Lineage: Eukaryota; Fungi; Ascomycota; Dothideomycetes; Pleosporales; Dothidotthiaceae. Gene Ontology annotation, biological process: transmembrane transport. Gene Ontology annotation, molecular function: transmembrane transporter activity.